Messenger RNA from Scylla paramamosain (green mud crab), 1640 nucleotides. RefSeq lists its product as uncharacterized. The transcript is spliced from 5 exons. The record is from RefSeq and is a predicted model, not a curated record. Lineage: Eukaryota; Metazoa; Arthropoda; Malacostraca; Decapoda; Portunidae. The coding region runs from base 779 to 1414 and encodes 211 amino acids.
AUCAGCGUUUAAUUGCGUGUGUCUUAAUAGAAAAAAAUAGCUGAUUUCCAAAUUAUACAUCAAAGUAUGACCUCGUCUAGUUCAGGAGAGUCCUUCGUAUAAAUGCACUGGUGUGUGUAUGUGUGUGUGAGUGUUAUUGCUAGUUAUCUCUCUCUCUCUCUCUCUCUCUCUCUCUCUCUCUCUCUCUCUCUCUCUCUCUGUCAGUAGUUGCACAGGUCUUCAAGGGUAUUUUUACGGUUUUAGUGACAGAUUAACAACAUUUCUACAUUAAUAACAGGAGAAACACCAUUGAAAACCCUGAUAAUCAUCUUUAUAGCUUUGAAAAACAGUCGUGAGGAGAGAGAGAGAGAGAGAGAGUAGGAGCAUUCCAGUUGAGCCUAUUCUGCCCUGGUUCGUGUUUGCUGCGGUGACACGGUGCCGCACUGAGUGAAGAUUGCGUUUAUAAUCACUUAUCGGGGGUGGAGUGGGGAAAGGAGAGUCAGGAAGUGAGGAUAUUUAUAUUAUUUGACAUAUUAUUUGAUAGCAUGUCAACUUUUGUGUGUGUGUGCGUGUGUGUGUGUGUGUGGGUGGGUGUUGGAUCAGUGACAGGUGGCGCUGGGGAGUUACCACGGCGAGCGGCUGGCUGGCUGCAGUGUUUUGGUCAGCACUGGUCAAUCUUGCCCUACACGCUCUAUUAACCAGUGUUUCCGUCUUCCCGACACCUUCUUCCUGCACCAAGCACCGUCAAGCAUCACCAGAGAGGCACGAGUACGUAAGCUAUCCAACAUCAGAACAGUAUAUGAAUAUGGCAAAUGCUGUUUUGACAUCAUUUCCUGCCAUCCUGAGAAACAGUGAUCUCAAGGAGCAUGAAUUGCAGCUGCAAUGGAAAUUGCACAUCCAGCACAAGUUUCAGAAUUCAAGAAAGAGGCAGGAUUCCUCAUUGACUGAGGUGACGUCAAGGAAAAAGAAGAUCCCUUGCAUAGUGCCAAAAGAGACUACAUGUCCACUGAUGUAUGGAGUAAAGGCUUACCUUCCACCAAGGCCCCAUUCAGAAGAUGAUGAGUCAUUAGAGAGACAUAGACAGUGGCUUGCUCUACAUUGGAUGAAGAAAGAUCCCGAGUUAGAUAAGAUAAUCAAGGAGUUCCUGAGAUUAGAACCACAAGUGGAUGAACCAGACCUAAGAGUAGCAGUUUUGAAAGGGCUGGAGAAAUAUAGGCUCCCAAUAAUUGCCAUUCUCAAAAAAAGAAAAGCAGUUCCUCUGUAUAUGGAAACCUUACUUGAACUCUAUGACCACGAUGAAAGUCAAUAUGCUUGCUUAGUUAUAUUGGGGUUACUUCACCUGCUUGGAGAAAGGAAAGACUCCAUUUUUGCUAAGGUACCAGAAGAAGAACUAAGAACAGGGCAGUCUAGUGUGUAUUUGAUGGUGCACCUGUAGCUGAACCAACAUGUAUUUCUAUGGCUGUAGUCUCAUUGGUAGCAGGGCUUUGUGUUUAAUAUUGAACACCCAAAAAUUUGUGAACAUUUCCUCCAUUUCACAACAUCCCAUCUCUUAGGUAUCAAGUAUGACAAAGGUAACACUUCAAAAACAAGAUCUCUACUUGUAAAACUCAAUGAAGUAAAGACAGAAUUGAGCUACAAAAAUGCAUAAAUCUACUUCCAAA